AUAACCCCUUCCAAGGCCCCAGACAACUCACCAGCCAUUACCUAGCCUUACGUCUUACUUUGAACAAAUAAAAUCAAGAAUGGAUUACUCCCUCCAAAACCACGAAUCCUUCAUCGGCCGUCCGGCCACUGACCUCCCCACCCCAUCUCUCAUCCUCAGUAAACCGACCCUCGAGAAAAACAUCAAACAGCUGCUCCAAGAUGUGAAAGAUCUGGGUAUAUCGUUCAGACCGCAUGUCAAAACCCUCAAAUCCCUCGACCUCACCCGCCUCAUGCUCGCCAACGGCACCCACCGCCGCAUCGUAGCCUCCACGCUCAGCGAACUCCGCGGGGUUCUGCCCCUCGCGGAGGAGGGAAUUCUCGAUGAGGCCCUCUACGGCCUCCCAAUCUACCCCUCCGCCCUCCCGCACCUCCAAACCCUCCGCAGUACCGGCUCCAGACCCCCCCGAAUCCUCCUCAUGAUCGAUUCCCCGCAACACAUCGACAUCCUCGAAUCAUAUGCCGCUACCACCAACCCCACCCCGGCGCCAUGGCCCAUCUUCAUCAAAAUCGACGUGGGCUCGCACCGCGCCGGGGUGGAACCUACCUCGACGGACUUACCCACCCUCGUGAGACGCGUGGAGGAGUCGAAUGUGGUGCAGUUGUAUGGGUUUUAUUGCCAUGCCGGACAUUCGUAUGCGUGUCGGAAGGAGGAGGAGGUCAAGAGAGUGUUGGGGGAGGAGGUGAGGGGGGUGUUGGAGGCGGUGAAGUUUAUUUCUGGUUCUGAUAAGGGGGGGAAGAGGAAGGUGGUGGUUAGUGUGGGGAGUACGCCUACGGCGCAUGUGGUUCGGGAGGUUAGGGGGUUUUUGUCUGAUGGGGUUGGGGGGGUUGAAGUGGAGGUGGAGGUUCAUGCUGGAAACUACCCCACCAACGACCUCCAACAAGUCUGCACCGGACUCGUCACCACAAACCAACAAGCCCUCCGCAUCCUCGCCGAAGUAUGCAGUGUAUAUCCCUCCCGAAACGAGGCAUUGAUCAACGCCGGAACGGUAGCACUCUCCAAAGAAACGAGCGAGGUACCGGGCUUCGGACGCGUCGUGGAUCGGCCGGACUGGUGUGUCGUGCGGAUGGCGCAGGAGCAUGGGAUUCUUGGACGUGCGGGGAAGGAGAAUGGGAAUGGGGAGAAGGUGGAGGGAGUGUUUCGGGUCGGGCAAAAGGUCCUGUUGCAUUGUCAGCAUGCGUGCAUUACGGCGGCGCAGCAUUUCGUGUAUUAUGUGGUGGAUGAGGAGGAUGUGGUGAGGGAGACGUGGGUGCCGUGGAAGGGGUGGUGAUGGUGCAUUGCUAGUAUGGAUUCAUGCUAUAGGGCUCAUGGGAUACUGCUA
Aspergillus ibericus CBS 121593 is the source of this 1360-nucleotide messenger RNA. Its product is annotated as D-serine ammonia-lyase DSD1. NCBI's taxonomy places the organism in Eukaryota, Fungi, Ascomycota, Eurotiomycetes, Eurotiales, Aspergillaceae. Bases 80 to 1309 code for a protein of 409 amino acids. The transcript is spliced from 4 exons. Gene Ontology annotation, molecular function: D-serine ammonia-lyase activity. Gene Ontology annotation, biological process: D-serine catabolic process. The record is from RefSeq and is a predicted model, not a curated record.